AGCACACGAAGACGGCCGAACACGACUACUAGCCUGAACAUCUGAAGUCACACUUCGAAGCUCGUUUAUCCUUGCGGAUAAAGACUGGGGCCCAGUCUAUACCAAACUACUAGAACGGAGAGAAAGACCCUCUCUUGCCUCCCUGGGCAAGAUUUUCCACUUGAGUUAUUCUCAAGCGGUGCGUACGCUAAUAAACUAGACGAAUAAAAAAAACCUACUCUGUAUAAACCAUGCUGAUGAAGUGGUUGACGUAGUGAAUAUGAAUGUAUGUAUACAACGUGAGGAUUGCCAGAGUUCGGUGAAUGUACUGCUAACCUUCAGUGUUUGUUGUCAGAUGGGUUUAACGUGUGGAGGAACAGAGCUGGGGUUUUCUUUUUGUUCAAAAGGCUGAGGAGGGACUUCACUGAGGGCCAGAGGAGGACCACCACCGGCACCUGUUUUGUUUACCUAUUCUGAAUAAGUGGAGCUCAAUUUGGAGAAGGUGUUGAUCCUGACGAUCGAGCCAUAAAAGGGGGCUGCGUCGCCACCAACAGUGCCUUCAAGUGCUAUGACCGAUUGGUAGUUGGUGGGAGAGCACACUUUGAGCACAACCGUCUGACUCGACCAUGGAGAACGACAGGAAAACAUCUCCACCACCAAGCUACAUGGAGACACCACAUGAACUCCGUGGGGGAAAGGAGCACCCGGACACGGGGAUGCUUCUACCCCCGGACUCCGCUACUAAACCACCCAUCAGCAGCCUCCAUGAGGCGGGUAGCAGAUGGACCAAGCCUUACACCUCGUGUAGCCUCUUCACUGUACUCGCCCUGAUUGUCACCUUGUUUAUCGCUCUGGUGGGAGGGAUGUCCGUUCUGCGGAUGAGGGAACUUGAGAGGAGACUAGCCUGGCAGGAGCAAGAGAUAGAGAAUCUUGACGACAGAGUCAAGCAUCUGUCGAGGAUAGGAGAUAAUGGAGAUACUUAUCUGCCGGGAUUAGAGGCAAAGCCGUCUCGUCAUCUGCUCACGUUUGACGGAGGAGAGUGCGAUUGUCCACCAGGUCCCAAAGGAGAGAUAGGACCGCGUGGGGAACGAGGUAGAUCCGGACGAGAUGGCCGACCAGGAAAGGAUGGUGUGCCUGGCCCAUCAGGUCCGCCGGGGUUGAACGGACGGACGGGCUCGCAUGGACAGAAAGGGACGCGCGGUGACAUCGGCCUUCCUGGAGAACGAGGUUCACCGGGAAUCAGAGGUUUGAAAGGCGACCAGGGUGCGCCUGGAGUGGCGGGUCCACCCGGACCUAGAGGGCCCACAGGUAACGUGGAAGGUAUGGAUUCAGUAGAGAUCAAUCGUCAUGUAGUCUUCGCUCGAGCCAUUCACUUGCAGGGUAUCCCGGCCGAUCAGGUAUCAGGAAUUAGACGGCUUGGUUUUCAUGGACUCCUUCGUGAUUGGUCAAUCUCGACAAACUCAGGCGGCUUUGCGUUGGAAACAGACGGCAAUGUAACGGUGACCGAGAGGGGCCAAUAUUACAUAUACAGUAGUGUCCUCUUUUACGACGGCGGUGCCUUCUACGGGGCGCACACCAACAUCAACGGCAAAACAUUCCUCAAGUGUACGGGUGCGAGGGCCUCCUCAGCGGCCAAGUUUGGGCCGUGCCUUGCCAGCGGAGUCACGGUGCUACACGAGGGUGACAAGGUGGGAGUCGCUUCGGUGUAUCCCAUGAAAGAAGUGGAAAUGCGCCCAGAGUCAACUUACUUUGGAAUGAUCAAACUGAACUAAACUUUGGCCCUUAUUACAACACACAAGACCCCAAUUUCAUAAAGCUGUUAAAGGCACUACUUUAGACCUAAUUGUUUCAACAAAA
This is a messenger RNA of Asterias rubens (European starfish), 1836 nucleotides long. RefSeq names its product ectodysplasin-A-like. Gene Ontology annotation, cellular component: membrane. Lineage: Eukaryota; Metazoa; Echinodermata; Asteroidea; Forcipulatida; Asteriidae. Bases 606 to 1751 code for a protein of 381 amino acids. The record is from RefSeq and is a predicted model, not a curated record. Gene Ontology annotation, biological process: immune response. The transcript is spliced from 9 exons. Gene Ontology annotation, molecular function: receptor ligand activity; tumor necrosis factor receptor binding.